AUGGAGAAGAAAAUGAUGGUUAUCGCUGGACUGGUGACUAUGGUCGUCGUCCUCAAUGUAUGUCCUGCAAAUGGAAGGUGUGACGCAGAGAUAACGGAGAUGUUGCCCUGCGGCUCGUUCAUUAUGGGCCCUGCCAUAGGGAAACCCCCUCCGGAGUGUUGUGAAGGUGUAAAGAAGGUGCUUGAUGGAGCUAAUAACGAAGCGAAGCGCAGGAGUCUUUGCCAAUGUUUGAAAGAUGAAGCUAUUGGUGCUGGUCUAAGAAUCAUCCCCGGAAAACUUAAGAACAUUACUGGACCUUGUGAGAUCAAACUUCCAAUUCCUAAAAGUCCCAAUGUCGACUGCAAGAAAAUUCCGGUGUUUUAA
Molecule: messenger RNA, 363 nt
Organism: Fragaria vesca subsp. vesca
Lineage: Eukaryota; Viridiplantae; Streptophyta; Magnoliopsida; Rosales; Rosaceae
Product: non-specific lipid-transfer protein AP10-like
Exons: 2
Coding region: 1-363 (120 amino acids)
Biological process (GO): lipid transport
Cellular component (GO): membrane
Molecular function (GO): lipid binding
Source: RefSeq, a predicted model, not a curated record